Vicia villosa (hairy vetch) is the source of this 1035-nucleotide messenger RNA. RefSeq lists its product as uncharacterized. Lineage: Eukaryota; Viridiplantae; Streptophyta; Magnoliopsida; Fabales; Fabaceae. The transcript has 9 exons. The coding region runs from base 1 to 1035 and encodes 344 amino acids. The record is from RefSeq and is a predicted model, not a curated record.
AUGGCUAGGCAUGUUGAAAGAUUAGCAGCCAUCAACGAUGGAGAAGAGCUUUGGAAGAUUGCUGUUAGGAUUCACCUCAUAUGGAAUGUUGUGUCUAACAACAAGGAACAUUUUGAAAUGAUCUUUGGUGAUGAUAUUCAUGUUGUUGUUCCAGCAUCGCAUGUGUCGGUGUUCAACAAAAAAUGCCUAUUAGGUCAUACCUAUAUUGUAUCAAAUUUAAGUCCUGUGAAAUUAACAUAUUUAUAUCAGAUGUCAUUGGAAUGGUGGACAAUAUUGGUUAUGCACAGACUGAUCUGGUGCAAAGAAACAGCAAACAACAACAUGUUGAACUGUACUAUUUGGGAAUCAUAUGCGGACCAGUUCAUCAGGUUUAACAAAUAUAGGGUUGAUGCACCAGUUCCUACAAAUGCAUUGCUUCAGUAUGCCAAAAUGAUGGAAGAAGGAAAGUUUCUUUUGUCCGUGACAAACACCUAUAAUGUCACCCUUUUAUGUGUUGAUGCUGAUUUCCCUCUCAUGAAAGACUUUAUAGAGAAAAUGUCUAAGGAAAGCAGGGUAACUCUAUCUGAUCAACUCGGAUCAAAUUCGCAACUAUCCUCACAGAAUUCUGAAAAUUCUCAGCUUACUCCCGUGCAAAAAUUGUUGUCGAAGGUUGUGGUUUUACCGAUUGCUGAGAUAAUUCAACUUAAGGAUUAUAAGAUUGAGAUUGAGGUUACACAUGGCGGUCAAAGUUGCAAUUUUGUGUUUUGGAACAGAGAAAGUGAAAUGCUCUUGGGUUUAUCUACAUCUCAACUUCGUAAUACUAUGAUCGAGUGUGGAAUUACUGAUCCAUUGGACUUCCCAUUAGCACUUGAUCAGAUGUUUAAGUUGGAAAUGGCUAUUAAGGACCUGGAAAUUACUUCUGAGCACAAACCUGAUGCUGUCGCACCUGCUGGUAAAAGGCAUUUUCCUGGUGCAUCAAGUGAAUCCACUACUUUGGAAGGAUUAUGUGAUGGAGAAAUUUCAUCAAAUAAGCUCAAGAAGAUAAUUAAAUCAUAG